AUGACUAUCAGCUGGCGAAGAAUAGUAGGAACGAUUUUUUCCCAAGAAAUCUUGAAUUUGGAACAUUAUUGUGAGGUAUUUGAUCAGCUUGUUGAGCAGCUAAGUGAUAAUGAAAAAAGUAAUGCAUGGCUUCAACAGGACUCCGCAACAUAUUAUGUUAGCAACCACACUUUGUUUCACUUACGACAAACUUUUGAUCACAGGUUCUUCAUGAAAGUCCUCUGGCCACCCUGGCCGCCAGAUUUAAUGCCUCUCGAUUUCUUUUUAUUUCUCGAUUUCUUUUUAUCAGGGACGCUGUUUGCAAAGAAUCCGCAUACACUUGAUGAACUGUGUACGGAUAUUACUGAUAUUGUCCAAAAUAUCUCACGUGAAGUUUUGAUUAACGCGUUCUAG
Molecule: messenger RNA, 393 nt
Organism: Octopus sinensis (East Asian common octopus)
Lineage: Eukaryota; Metazoa; Mollusca; Cephalopoda; Octopoda; Octopodidae
Exons: 1
Coding region: 1-393 (130 amino acids)
Molecular function (GO): nucleic acid binding
Source: RefSeq, a predicted model, not a curated record